AUGAACGAUUACACAAACAAAUUAGAGGCGCCAAAUAAUUAUUCUUACGGUAGCGACAAUAACAACCGUUUUAUUGGUUUCAAAUUUAUCGAAGAACCAGCUAAUGCAGUUUAUAAAAUUAAUGAACCAAUCCAGUUAAAGUGUCGUUAUGAAUUAAAAGCAAGUGGUAUAAGUAAUGUUCGUGUUGAAUGGUGGAAAGAUGGUUCAAAAUUGAACUUGCAAGGAUUAUCUGGGAAAAUAAGUUUUCCAUCAAAUGGAUCAUUAGUUUUUGAAAAUUUUGGACUAUCAGAUGAAGGUGCUUAUCAAUGUGUUGUAUGUAUAGUUGACAAAAAUCAAUUUACUUGGAUAUUUUUAUCAAAACGAGCUAUUUUAAGAUUUCAUUUACUUAGCAGGUUUGAAGCUCAACCUCAAGAUCGAGUCGUUUAUCGGGGGCAGGCAGCUGCAUUCUCCUGUAUACUGGAUUCGCGACCUCCUGCUGAAAUAACAUGGUACCAUAAUGACAUAAUGUUAAAGAAUAAUAGCCAUGGUUCGUUUUCAAUUUUUCCCAUUACAUCAACAUUAGAAAUUCCAAAUGUGGAAGCACGACAUGAGGGCGAUUAUAAAUGUGUUGCAACUAAUGGCGGGCGAAUAAGGACAAGUCGUGAAGCGAAGUUGACCAUCCAUCCGGAGAAUCGAGGUCAAUUUCUUUAUCAAAAAUUUUUGAUUGCUAGCGACUGUCAAGUUGGAAACGAAUUUUCUGAGCCAUCGUUCGCGUUAGAACCACGCAGUGAAGUUGUAGAUGAAGGUAAUUCCAUUGUAUUGGAAUGUUUAGUUAAUGGCUGGCCAAAACCAAAUGUCAGGUGGUUAUUGGGUUCCGAAACUAUAUCAGCUGAUGGUGAUCGAGUUCGCCGCCUGGGAGUGUCUUCAUUAAUUAUAUUAAAGGCUGUUCAGAGUGAUGCAGGUGUUUAUACGUGUCGUGCUAGUAAUAGUCAAGAAUCAAUUGAUGCAUCAGCUACCAUUCACGUCAGAGGUGCUCCAACCAUAUUAGUGAAGCCGAAAGAUGUAAUUGCACAAGAAACUUCUGAUGUUCAGUUUGAUUGUGAAGCAUCGGGUCAGCCAGGUCCAUCUGUUAGCUGGUUUAAAAAUGGUGAAGCAAUAAUUGGUAGCGAAUAUUUCAUGAUUGAAGGCACCCAUUUGCGGAUCCUUGGUUUAGUACGUAAUGAUCAAGGAGUAUACCAGUGUAUCGCCGAAAAUGAUGCUGGUUCAGUACAAGCGAAUGCUCAACUUAUUGUAGACAGUGCCGAAUCGUUCUCGAUUUCUGCGUCAAAUGGCAAACCUAAAAUGCUUUCCGAGCCACUGGGUAUGCGUGUUUCUGCUAUUGGUAGUCGAUUUGUGACAUUGCAAUGGGAUCCUCCCGUACAGCGAUAUGGAUCUAUUUUAGCCUACCAUAUUUUCUAUAAGGAGCAGAAUUCCAAUCGGGAACGAAUGAUGAAUUCAUCUACCACUACGGCAACUGUGGCGCUACUUCAACCAAAUACUGCCUACUUUUUUCGUAUUGUUGCUGAAAAUGAAGCAGGGCUGGGUCGAUCAACCGAUCAGUUAACGGUAACUACAACUAAAGAACAGGCAGUACCUGGAAAAGUCAGAAAUCUUCGAGCGGUUGCCCUUAGUGCGGAAACAAUUGAAGUAACAUGGGACGCACCAAAUGAAAAUGGACCGGCUGCCCUCCAAUAUAAAUUGUUCUAUAUUCGUAAAGAUCCACAGUUUGGUGAAAAGGAAACUCAAGUUAUGAUGAAGAAAACAUCCUAUAUAUUACAUGGUAUGGAGAAAUAUACUGAUUAUAUAAUUCGAGUGGAAGCGGAAGGUGUGAAUGGUGCUGGAUUAAGUUCUGAACCUGUUCUAGUGAGGACACUAGCCGAUAUUCCUUCGGUUCCUCCAUCAGACGUUCGAGCGGAAGCAGUAUCUACAACUUCGGUAAAUGUUCAGUGGGUAGCACCUCCGCUGAAUGAUCGUAACGGUGUAAUAACCGGAUAUCGCAUUAAAUAUAGGACAAGAAUGCGUGGUACAAAAGGAAAUACCAUUGUUGUCGAUGGUAGUGAUCAGUCAUUUACAAUCACAGGACUUGAUCCAGCAACUCAAUAUAUGUUAAGGGUUGCUGUUAAUGGAUCUGGUCCAUAUUCAGAGUGGGUUAAUGUUGAAACUCCACUUGAAGACAAAGAUGAACAACAAGUAGCUGGUCCGCCAUUGUCAUUAAAAGUGCAACCAUCUUCAGAUUCUAUACAAUUGUCGUGGUCGCCUCCCAGAGAUGAAAGCAUUAUGGUGAGGGGAUAUCUGAUUGGUUGGGGUAUCAAUAUACCAGACGUCGAUCAGGUUACAGUUGCAGCGAAUUUGCGCCAUUACACUAUUAGGGGUUUGAAGCCAAAUCGUGAUUAUGUGAUCUCAUUAAGGGCCUAUAAUUUAAUGGGUAAUGGAUUCCCAAUAUAUGAAACGGUUCGAACAACAUCUAUAGAAUUUGUUCCUAGUGGAACUGGAAUAUUUGAUUCGCGUAAUAUACCAUCAAAUCCAAAUGAAACACCAAUUGGUGUUCGCGCCGAGACGCUUUCAUCAUCUUCUAUCAGAGUAACAUGGACAGAUCCUAAAAUUGAAAUUUCAUAUUUACGUCAAUACACCAUUCGUUAUAGUUCAAGUAUCGAGGAAAGAGGUCAUUAUCGCUAUUUGAAUUCGUCUGAAACUGAAGUUCUUGUUGAAGGUCUUCGUCCAAACACUCAAUACGAAUUCGCUGUGCGAGUUAAUGCUGGCAAAGCAUCUUCACAGUGGUCGAUGACUGCGUUUAAUCGAACGUCGCCAGCACCACCAUCUAGUGCACCUCGGGAUUUAACAAUUGUGCGACCGACGAAUGGUGAUCCUCAUUCGCUCACUUUAAAUUGGCAGCCACCGAAAUAUAGCAAUGGUGAAAUAGAAGAAUAUUUGAUAUAUUAUUCUGAUCGUUCAGACUUGCCUGAUAAAGAUUGGAUAUUGGAUGGGGUUAAGGGAGAUCGCCUUUCACUUACAUUAACCAAUCUUUUACCGCGUGCAACAUAUUUUUUUAAAGUUCAAGCAAGGAAUAUCAAGGGAUAUGGUCCUCUUUCUCCCAUUUUACAAUAUGUUCCUGGUGCUCCACCUCCACCAUUAUUUAAGAAUGUGGAAACAUCAAAUGAAUUUCAUCCAGCGCUGUUAAUACAUAAUCCUUUAUAUGCUGGUAUAACAGUUGGCAUAGUUUUAUUUAUACUGGCAUUGGUUAUUUUAAUCGGUUGUAUUUUGAAAUCGAAGAAAUCCAAAACAAACAAUGGUAGAGGUUACAAACCGGGUCGUAGAAUAACAAAUGAUGGAAAGGGACCUCCUGAUCUUUGGAUCAAUCACUAUAACGAAUCAAAUCUUCGAACACCAGAAUUCAUUGGUGAACCUUUUUCUGAAUCAUUGUGCGACCUUAAACCAUAUUCCAAUGGUGUUCUCGCAACAGCAGUUGAACAUUCUCCACCCGUUCGAUGUCAAGACAUGCAAGCUGUGAUGUUAGUGCAUCGAAUGACGUCACGAGCAUCAGAUCGUGCUAGUAUUGGCAGUUCUCAGACAAUCAUGUCACAGUCGUUUUAUGAAAAUUAUCGUCGAUAUGAAAAACAAUCCAUACCAUCCCCAUCUCAAAACUAUGAUAUUGAUAGCAAUGGUUCACUUGCUCGGAGUUAUCAUCAAUCAUCAGCAAGCUUAGAAGGUCGGCAGAGAUCAACGCCUCAAGUGGUCUAUACUAAUUCAGCUCGGCAUCAACCCAUGGCGAAAAUUGAGUUUUCUGAUCAUGGAUCAUCGUACGGCUCAUCUCAGGCCUUACAAUCACAUACACCACCUCCUCAACUGCCAAAUCAGGGACCGCCCUUGGGUCCACCUAAUCAAAUGAUUGAUGGAUAUCGGACUUUACGCGGUAAUUCUGUUACCAAUAAUCCGUUGAAAUCGUUCACUCAACUUGCGGGUGCUCCUCCACCUAUUUCUUCACCUCAGACCUCUCAAGGCGAACGAACAGCCCUCGUCGUUCGACCAGUUGUUGUUGCUUCACCUAGUGUACGAAGUGGUAAACCGGCUGGUGUGGUUAUUGGUCAGAAAUCAUCAAAUGUUCCUAUUGGACGAGCAGCCGCCCAGCCACGCGUCAAUGUAAACAGCAUUUAUGCGCCGUAUGUAUCAUGUCAAUUACCUGAAAAAACGGCAAUAUCUCGUGAAGUUGAAGUCAUCGACACUCAACACCUUCAGCCAUCUAAUUCAACGGAAGAAUUGAAUGCUCAGAUGGAGAGCCUCGAUACUAUGAUCGAUGAUCUUCAGGCACUUCAACAUGAAUUUAAUGCAGCUUCAUAA
Molecule: messenger RNA, 4353 nt
Organism: Dracunculus medinensis (Guinea worm)
Lineage: Eukaryota; Metazoa; Nematoda; Chromadorea; Rhabditida; Dracunculidae
Source: the annotation of a GenBank genome assembly